This is a messenger RNA of Oppia nitens, 1481 nucleotides long. RefSeq names its product elongation factor Tu-like. Gene Ontology annotation, biological process: mitochondrial translational elongation. The record is from RefSeq and is a predicted model, not a curated record. Lineage: Eukaryota; Metazoa; Arthropoda; Arachnida; Sarcoptiformes; Oppiidae. The transcript is spliced from 3 exons. Gene Ontology annotation, cellular component: mitochondrion. Bases 31 to 1467 code for a protein of 478 amino acids. Gene Ontology annotation, molecular function: GTPase activity; GTP binding; translation elongation factor activity.
UUGAAUAAUAAUUAAGUGAUCAAAAAAAAUAUGUCAAUCAAUAAUUUGUUGCGAUUGUCAUCCAAUUUAAGUCAAUUGUUUUGCGCCUUAAGAAGUGGUGGUGUGAUCGCCAUUGCCGGCAAAGAUGCAUCAGCGACGGUGUGUCGGCGACUGUCGAAAGUGGCCGUCGAAAAUGUGGUCAACUUGAAGGCCAAACCAAAAAACACAAUGACCGGCAAAACUCAUAUCAAUAUCGGUACCAUUGGUCACGUAGAUCACGGAAAAACAACACUAACUUCGGCCAUUACCAAACUUUGUGCCGAAAGAGGUCAUUCCCGAUUCAUGUCGUUCGAUUCCAUCGAUAAGGCGCCCGAAGAACAGCUCAGAGGUGUGACCAUCAAUGCCUCGCACGUGGAGUACGCGACCAAAAAUCGACACUACGCUCACACCGACUGUCCCGGACAUCGGGAUUACGUUAAGAAUAUGAUUUGCGGCACUUCACAGAUGGACGGCGCCAUUCUUGUGGUGGCCGGAAGUGAGGGACAAAUGCCACAAACCAGAGAACAUCUUAUGUUAAGUAAACAAAUCGGUGUCAAAAAGUUGGUCGUCUUUGUCAACAAAUGUGAUCUAAUCGAUGAUGAGAUGAAAGAAUUGGUAGAAAUGGAAGUGAGAGACCUGUUAAACAACUAUGGCUUCGAUGGCGAUAACACACCGUUUGUAUUUGGAUCAGCUCUGGCGGCUCUUAGCGGAGACAAAUCAGACGUCGGCGAAGAGUCUAUUAUCAAACUGUUGGAUACACUCGACUCAUACAUUACUCCUCCGGAAAGAGACACAAAAUCACCAUUUCUUAUGCCAAUUGAAUCAUCGGUUGUCAUCACUGGUAGAGGAACUGUUUGUAUUGGAACUGUUGAAAAGGGAACCAUAGCUCGUGGCGAACCCAUUGAUAUUUUGGGUUGGGAUGAGGUCAUCAAAAGUGCCGCAACCGAUAUACAUAUGUUUGGCCGAUCGAUAGCUAAUUGUGAGGCCGGAGAUCACGUCGGCAUUCUUUGUAGAGGAAUCAAGUCAUCGGGUAUUAAAAUAGAGAGAGGAAUGUACGCAACGAAGCCGUCGUCCAUCAAUUUGAACAAUCGAUUUGAGGUUAAUCUCUAUUUGAUACCGAAAGGAGAGGGCGGACGAGAUAAACCUAUUUCUACAAAAUUUAUACAACAAAUAUUUAGCCGAACGUGGAGUGGCGGCGCCCGUAUUGAUGUUCCCGAUGAAUCGGGCGGUAUACUGAUGCCCGGCGAUCACGGCAAAGUUCAUAUGACACUACAGUACGGUAUGUUUAUGAACAUUGGCCAGUCGUUUACAUUGCGUGAACACCAGCACACUAUUGCAUCGGGAAUUAUCACCGGAUUCCUGGACAGUAUACCAGUGCCCGAUAAUCUUGGUCUUUUGGAUCUGCCAUAUGGAGUACAAACGGCCAACAAAUCAGAUCAACAAAAGUGAUUUUUUGUUUAGUU